Messenger RNA from Phalaenopsis equestris, 355 nucleotides. RefSeq lists its product as uncharacterized. The record is from RefSeq and is a predicted model, not a curated record. NCBI's taxonomy places the organism in Eukaryota, Viridiplantae, Streptophyta, Magnoliopsida, Asparagales, Orchidaceae. The annotation marks the transcript as partial. The transcript is spliced from 3 exons.
AAUGCAAUUGGAUUCCACCAUUCCUCUCUUCCUCACUCCCUGUUUCUCUCCACCACCUCACACAGUCCGCUCGAAGCUGCUUCUUCUCCGGGCAUUCCUCUCUGUUCUGCUCUCAUACGACCUUCUGCGAGUCUCAAGCCAAAGUCCUACCACCGCGGGCUAUGCUUACACGCCAAGGAUGACGAGAUUUGUUCCUCCACCAUUGAUGAUGCCCUCUGCUCUUACGCAAUGACCACAUUUCUCUGCUUCCACACCAUGAACACAAUUGUCCUCUCCUACCCGGCGGCCGAUGCAUCCUUCAAAUUCUUCCUAUCCUCGUUCUCACAUGUAUGAAGUUCCACCUCGCAUUCGCGCA